GUCAUGAUCCUCCGGCUGAUUCUGCUCCUGUGCAUCUCCACACAUGGCGCAGAGGCAACGUUUGCCCAACAACCCCAGGACCUGGUGGUGGUGGCCGGCCAACCCGUGACACUGCCCUGCACUAUCCCUGCUUACCACGGCGUUGUCCUCUGGAUCAAAGAUGGCCUGGCGUUAGGAGUUGGCAGAGACCUCUCUGGGUAUCCUCGCUACACGGUCAUUGGCGACCACGGCUCAGGGGAGCAUCAUCUGCGUAUACAGCGCGUGGAGCUGAUGGACGACGCCGUGUUCGAGUGCCAGGCUGUCCAGGCGGCCAUGAGGUCACGACCUGCCCGUCUCACUGUGCUAGUGCCCCCGGAGGACCCCGUCAUCAGCGGGGGGCCCGUGGUGAGUCUGAGGGCCGGGGAUCCGCUCAAUCUGACCUGCCACGCCGACAACGCCAAGCCUGCAGCCUCCAUCAUCUGGAUCCGCAACGGAGAGGUCCUUAAUGGAGCCAUGUACUCCAAGACGCUGCUGAGGGACGGCAGGAGAGAAAGCACCGUCAGCACUCUUUACCUUUCACCAACCAACAUCGAGACAGGGCAGCAGAUCAUCUGCAAGGCCUCCAACAAGGCAGUCCCCAACGGCAAAGAGACCAGCGUCACCAUCGACAUCCAACAUCUCCCGCUUGUCAAUCUUUCCGUGGAGCCGCAGCCUGUUCUGGAGGGCAACCUGGUGAAAUUCCACUGCUCAGCGAAGGCCAACCCUCCAGUCACGUACUACAGGUGGGCCAAAGGAGGCAGUAUAAUCAAGGAGGUCUCUGGAGACACCUAUGAGGUCAUUGUGGACCACUCCUUCUUUUCAGAGCCCGUUUCCUGUGAGGUUACCAACCCUCUGGGCAGCACCAACAUCAGCCGUAACGUUGACGUUUACUUUGGCCCCCGUAUGGCUGCAGAGCCUCAAUCUUUACAAGUGGACCUCGGCUCUGACGCAGUGUUUAACUGUGCUUGGACGGGCAACCCCUCACUAACCAUUGUUUGGAUGAAACGAGGAUCCGGAGUGGUUCUUAGUAAUGAGAAUCUCCUGACGCUGAAAUCUGUCAGACAAGAGGAUGCUGGGAAAUAUGUUUGCCGUGCCGUGGUCCCCAGAGUAGGAGCAGGGGAGAAGGAGGUUUCUCUUACUGUCAAUGGGCCACCUACCAUCUCCAGCACUCAGACGCAGCAGGCGCUGCACGGAGAGAAAGGACAAAUCAAAUGUUUCAUCCGAAGUACGCCACCUCCAGACAGAAUUGCUUGGUCCUGGAAGGAAACAGUUCUGGAGUCUGGAACAUCCGGCCGCUACACCGUAGAGACGGUAACCACGGAGGAAGGAGUGAUCUCCACGCUGACCAUGAGCAACAUCGUGCCGGCCGACUUCCAGACCAUCUACAACUGCACGGCGUGGAACAGCUUUGGCUCCGACACCGAGAUCAUACGCCUUAAGGAACAAGAAUCUCUCCCCGUGGCCGUGAUCAUCGGCAUAGCCGUCGGAGCGUUCGUGGCCUUUAUCGUGCUGAUGGGAACCAUCGGAGCGUUCUGCUGCACCCGCUCCCAGAGAAAGGAAGCGCACCUGGUUAUGCCCUCACUGCCCGUCUCCAUCUGUGCUCACCAGAGAGAAGCAAGCAAAAUUAAGACAGAAAAUCUGAAAGGCGUGGUGUCAGCGAAAAACGACAUCCGGGUGGAGAUUGUGCACAAGGACCACAACGCAGCGCGAGAGAGCGAAGAACACAACUCCAUGAAACAGCUGAUGGUGAGUGUGAGUGUCACAGUAUACUAUACUAUUCAUUCAAAAAGUACCCUCCAGCAACUGGAGGUCUUACAGGAGGAGGAGAAGGAGUAUCAGCACAUCAAGGAUCCGACCAACGGCUACUACAGCGUGAACACCUUCAAAGAGCACAGCACACCGACCAUGGCGGGAAACCAGUCGACCGAGGGGAGGAAUCCCACCAACACCAGUACCCUGGGCAAGCAGCGUGUGCCCACGGGCAUGUCCUUCACCAACAUCUACUCCACUCUGGGGGCAGGCCCCAACCGCCUGUACGACUACAGCCAGCGCUUCGUCCUGGGCAUGGGCAGCAGCUCCAUCGAGCUGUGCGAGCGCGAGUUCCAGCGCGGCUCGCUCAGCGACUCCAGCUCCUUCAUCGACACGCAGUGCGACAGCAGCGUCAGCAGCUACAGUAAGCCCGACGGCUACGUGCAGUUCGACAAAGACAGCAAAGUCUCGGCCUCCUCCUCCUCCCACUAUUCCCAGUCGUCUUCACAGAACUCUGACCUCACGCGGCCCCUUCAGAAGCGCAUGCAGACCCACGUCUGACCACCAGGGGAGGACGGGCUUUGGAACAGGGUGGGAACGAGGAGUCAGGAGUGUUAAAAACUGUGAAACAAUGAGCUCCCAGGAGCUGGAGACCCAACUGUCUCACGGUGCGUCUCGUGGGACGACUCUUUUUAGAGGAUCAAGAAGCCUUAUAUAAUUCAUGCUCGACUCAUCAGCCACUUCCUAAUGAAAAUUGUGCCACUGAGAGGGAUUUUUGCCAACACCGGGAAAACAAAAAGCUGGGAAUCUGUACGUUGAGUGCACGGGAACGACGGCGGCGGCGGCGGCGGCGGCGCUGGGAUCAGAAAUCGGAGAACAGAGGCUUUUGUGUGACAAUCAGUUCACUGGAAAAGAAGAGCUUCUGCCUCUUGGAAUGGAGAGAGAAAAAGUGAAAUGAUUAUGAGUGUUGAAGCACUCUGCACAAACUGCAGGAUAAUGAUUGUGGGCCCAUGUCCUGAUGCCCCCCCCUCCA
Molecule: messenger RNA, 2800 nt
Organism: Cynoglossus semilaevis (tongue sole)
Lineage: Eukaryota; Metazoa; Chordata; Actinopteri; Pleuronectiformes; Cynoglossidae
Gene: kirrel3b
Product: kirre like nephrin family adhesion molecule 3b
Exons: 16
Coding region: 4-2328 (774 amino acids)
Biological process (GO): synapse assembly; cell-cell adhesion
Cellular component (GO): plasma membrane; cell-cell junction
Molecular function (GO): cell adhesion molecule binding
Source: RefSeq, a predicted model, not a curated record